AUGUACUACGGAGCCAUCUUUGACAUGUUUUCUUCGCACCACCCGGAGUACGUCUCUCUCGCAUGGGGUACCAUGAAGUUUCUGUUCAUUGCCGUUUUGAACCACGAGGAGCUUCUUACCGAGAUUUCCAAGACCAUCGCCAGGAUCGCCGAUGUACUGCCACGAACGGAGCUGCUGUCGGAUCUAUACCCGACUCCUCGGAUGCAGGAAGCCGUGUCGCUUGUUUACGCCAAAUCAUCGAGUUCCUACUCAUAUCUAUUAGAUGUGGUGCGGCUCACUGAAAGGAUUGCUGUCCAGCAGCAGCAACAGAUGCUACACAACCAGUCGCUGCUGGCCUUUCAAGGCGAGUACAAGCACAUGCUCCUCAAGGGCCAGAUCGACGAGAUUAGAAACAAGCUGCUUCCAGACAGCGAGGGGGCCGCGCCAGAUGAAACCCUGGCAUAUUGUAGGUCGUUGCGCAACCGACGCAGGCAGAGGAUGCCCACCCAGCUGCCGAGCAUGGCACUGGCUACCCUCAAAUCGUGGAUUGCCGACCCGACCUCAUCGCUGUUGCUCGCAAAUGGCAAUGGCGUGCGAACCAGCUCACUGGACUUCGCGGCCGACUUCCUCGAUGCUGUCCUCGAGUGUGGAUACCCAGUCCUAUGGGCGCUGCCCUCCAUAGCGCCGCAGGGCCAGCAUGAUAGCGGAGGCGAUGACAAGGGGUCGACCGGUGCGCCCAAGACAGAUGCGAGGCCUUCCUCAACGGGAAUUCUGCGCUCGUUGAUCUCUCAGGCUCAUGCUCUAGAUCCCCACAUUGUCGCCGAUGGUUCUCAUCCCAUUACAGCCAAGCACUUCAAGACGGCAUCUGGUAUCGAGCAAUGGUUUCAGCUGCUUGAGAGAUGUAUGGCGGCUUUCCCGCGCCUUUUUGUCGUCUUGGAUCUGGGCUUCGUUGAACUAGCAGCAGAGCACCCCGAGACCGAGCACGAGUACUUCCGGGUCGCGGACUUUGCAGAGCGUCUAAGAGAAAUUGUGAGGCGGCGCGACCGUGGCGGCCUAAAGGUUGUGGUCGUCUCAUGGCAGUUCGCCGUCGCCACGUCGAUGGACGCGACGGAACUGUUCGAGGAGUGGCAGAUAUUUACCGACAUGGGCCGUAGAGUCGAGCGGCUAAUGCGACAGCCCAAGUACCGCGCAGUUUAUAGGAGAAAAAAUGAGCAGUUUGCUCUCAGGCUCAGGGCCUCGGUUGCUCAGCCGGAGGAUUGA
Gaeumannomyces tritici R3-111a-1 is the source of this 1239-nucleotide messenger RNA. RefSeq lists its product as hypothetical. The transcript is spliced from 5 exons. The record is from RefSeq and is a predicted model, not a curated record. Bases 1 to 1239 code for a protein of 412 amino acids. NCBI's taxonomy places the organism in Eukaryota, Fungi, Ascomycota, Sordariomycetes, Magnaporthales, Magnaporthaceae.